Molecule: messenger RNA, 23983 nt
Organism: Eublepharis macularius
Lineage: Eukaryota; Metazoa; Chordata; Lepidosauria; Squamata; Eublepharidae
Gene: MACF1
Product: microtubule actin crosslinking factor 1
Exons: 99
Coding region: 96-22511 (7471 amino acids)
Biological process (GO): intermediate filament bundle assembly; regulation of microtubule-based process; wound healing
Cellular component (GO): keratin filament; microtubule; cell junction
Molecular function (GO): calcium ion binding; cadherin binding; microtubule binding
Source: RefSeq, a predicted model, not a curated record
GCGCACGGCGCCGCUUUCCUCCCCGCCUCGCGCCCGAGGAGGCUCCGUCCGCACAAAGGGAUCGGCCGCCGGCAACGCGCCGGCCGGGCCCCGCCAUGGCCGGCUACGUGCCGGGGCAGCUGCCACUCAACCGGAGCCAGGAGAAGGAGUUCGUGCAGGCGUACGAGGAUGUCCUGGAGCGCUACAAAGAUGAACGGGAUCGAGUCCAGAAAAAGACUUUCACCAAAUGGGUGAACAAGCACCUGAUGAAGGUGCGCAAGCACAUCAAUGACCUCUACGAGGACCUGCGGGACGGUCACAACCUCAUCUCUCUGCUGGAAGUCCUUUCAGGUGUCAAACUGCCCCGGGAGAAGGGCCGGAUGCGGUUUCACCGACUACAGAAUGUGCAGAUUGCGCUUGACUUUCUGAAGCAGAGACAGGUGAAGCUGGUGAACAUUCGCAAUGAUGAUAUCACAGACGGAAAUCCCAAACUCACCUUGGGGCUCAUCUGGACAAUUAUCUUGCACUUCCAGAUUUCUGACAUCUACAUCAGUGGUGAGUCUGGAGACAUGUCUGCCAAAGAGAAGCUCCUUCUGUGGACCCAGAAAGUAACAGCAGGUUACGUGGGGAUAAAGUGCACCAACUUCUCUUCCUGCUGGAGCGAUGGAAAGAUGUUCAAUGCAAUUAUUCACAGAUACAGGCCGGAUCUUGUCGAUAUGGAGAGGGUUCAGAUCCAGAGCGGCAGAGAGAAUCUGGAACAGGCCUUUGAGAUUGCGGAACGGCUUGGAGUCACCAGAUUGCUGGAUGCAGAAGAUGUGGAUGUCCCCUCACCGGAUGAAAAGUCUGUCAUAACUUACGUGUCUUCAAUUUACGAUGCCUUUCCCAAAGUCCCAGAGGGAGGAGAAGGGAUCAGUGCCACUGAGGUGGACACACGGUGGCUCGAAUAUCAGAACCAUGUGGAAUCGCUCAUCUCCUGGAUCAAGCAGCACACGAUAAUGAUGUCUGACAAAUCAUUUCCCCAAAACCCUGUAGAGCUCAAGGCACUUUAUAACCAGUACAUACACUUCAAAGAAACAGAGAUCCCAGCAAAGCAGCAAGAGAAAAGAAACAUUGAGGAACUGUAUAAACUGCUGGAGACCUGGAUUGAAUUUGGCCGCAUUAAGCUGCCCCAGGGAUAUCACCCCAACGACGUGGAGGAAGCAUGGGGCAAGCUCAUAGUAGAGAUGCUGGAGCGUGAGAAAUUGCUACGGCCAGCAGUAGAAAGGUUGGAAUUGCUGCUACAGAUUGCAAACAGAAUUCAGAAUGGGACUCUCAGCUGUGAAGAAAAACUCACCCUGGCAAGAAACACGCUGCAGGCGGAUGAAGCACACCUGGAGUCAGGUCAGCUGGUGCAGUAUGAAUCCGACGUUGUUAUGUACCUCCAGGAGUGUGAAGGGCUCAUCCGCCAACUCCAGGCAGAUGUUCAGAUACUCCGGGAUGAAAACUUUUACCAGCUGGAGGAGCUUGUCUUCAAGAUUGUCCGGCUUCAAGAUGAGCUGGUUACUCUAAGGCUGGAAUGCACCAACCUUUACCGGAAGGGGCACUUUUCUUCCCCCUCCUCCCUGGACUUGCUGCAGCCUUCCUCAUUGAGCACCAUGCACCUUAAGGCCGAGCCCUUGCUAAAGGGAACGCACACAGCCACUACCACCUCUACCUCCUGGUUCCGGAAGCCAAUGACCCGCACUGAGCUGGUGGCCAUUUCGUCCUCAGAAGAUGAGGGCAGCCUCCGGUUCGUGUACGAGCUGCUGUCUUGGGUGGAAGAGAUGCAGAUGAAGCUGGAACGGGCUGAGUGGGGGACCGACUUGCCGAGCGUGGAGUCCCAACUGGAGGUUCAGCGACACGUUCACGCCAGCGUAGAAGACCUGGGCUCCAGUGUGAAAGAGGCCAGGCUGUAUGAGGGUAAAAUGUCCCAGAAUUUCCGUACUAGUUACACAGAGACACUGGCCAAGCUGGAGACGCAAUACUGCAAACUGAUGGAGACCUCCAGCUUUCGAUUGCGCCAUCUCCAGAGCUUGUACAGUUUUGUGUCUCAAGCCACGACCGAAUUAAUUUGGCUAAACGAAAAGGAAGAGGAGGAGCUGGCCUAUGACUGGAGCGAAAACAACCCCAACAUGGCAGCCAAGCGGAACUAUUUCUCGGAGCUCACAAUGGAGCUAGAGGAGAAGCAGGAUGUGUUCUGCUCCCUGCAAGACACAGCUGAGCUGUUAUCAUUGGAAAAUCACCCGGCCAAGCAGACCGUGGAGGCAUACAGUGCAGCCGUGCAGACUCAGUGGCAGUGGAUUAAGCAGCUGUGCUUGUGUGUGGAUCAGCAUGUGACGGAAAACACGGCUUACUUCCAGUUUUUCAGUGACGCCCGGGAUUCAGAAGGGUACUUGAAGAGCCUGCAGGACACUAUCAAAAGGAAGUAUUCUUGUGAUCGUAACACGAGCCUGACUCGCUUGGAGGACCUGCUCCAGGAUUCCAUGGAUGAAAAGGAGCAGUUGAUCCAGUCCAAGAGUUCUGUUGCCAGUUUAGUGGGCAGGUCCAAAACCAUUGUUCAGCUGAAGCCACGAAACCCUGACCAUGUUUUGAAGAACACCAUCUCUGUAAAGGCGAUCUGUGACUAUCGCCAGAUUGAGAUAACCAUCUGCAGAAAUGACGAGUGUGUUCUGGAAGACAAUUCCCAGAGAACCAAGUGGAAAGUGAUCAGCCCCACUGGAAAUGAGGCUAUGGUCCCUUCUGUUUGUUUCUUGGUUCCCCCUCCCAACAAAGAGGCAAUCGACAUGGCGAGCAGAGUGGAACAGCUGUAUCAGAAGGUGAUGGCUCUGUGGCACCAACUCCAUGUCAACAUGAAAAGCCUUGUGUCCUGGAACUACCUGCGGAAGGACAUCUCUCUGGUGCAGAACUGGAAUGUGGAGAAGCUCAGGGCCUUGGCCCCAGGAGAGUGCCACCAAUCCAUAAGGAACCUGCAGAUGCACUAUACAGACUUUUUGGAGGACAGCCGGGAUUCGGAGCUCUUCUCUGUGACUGACAGGCUGCGCCUGGAGGAGGAAGUGGAGUCGUGCAAGGAGCAGUUCCAGCAGCUUCUUCAGUCAAUGGAAAAUGAGGACAAAGAUGAGACCACAGCUCGGACGUACCUCUCCGAAUUGAAGAACAUCCGCAUUCACCUGGAGGAAUGUGAGCAGCGGCUGGUGGGGACCAUCCGGACACCCAGUAGCACCAGAACGGAUGGGGACGCUUUACAGGAAAACACUUUCCGUAUUGCUGAGCAGGAGCGCUUGAAGGAGGAUUUACAUCAUUUGAAGGCAGACGUGGAACAGCUUUCUGAGAGAUGCAACAUUUUCCUGCACAAAUCUCCCACGGGGUCCAGCACCCCACACCUUCGCUCUGAGCUUAAUCUGCUGGUGGAAAAGAUGGACCACGUCUACGGGCUCUCAUCUGUCUACCUGGACAAGUUAAAGACCGUGGAUGUCAUCAUUCGGAAAACCCAGGGAGCCGAGUCCCUGGUCAAAGGGUAUGAGGUUAAACUGAGUCAAGAAGAGGCUGUGCCUGCAGAUCUGGCCUCCAUUCGAUCUCACCGAGCUGCCUUACAGCAAUGGAUCAGUGAAGUGAAUGAGAAGAGCUCCGUCUUUGCAAUGCUGGAGGAUGACUUGGCAAGAGCAAAAGUUGUGGCCGAUCAGCUCUUCUCUCUGAAGCAGGAACGCAGCCCUGAUGUGGAGCGCUACCAGGAGAAAGGCACCCAGCUGUGGGAUCGCUGGCAGAGGGCCAGCAUGCAGCUUGAGACCCGUCAAUCGGAGUUGGAGAGUAUUGAGGAAGUGCUGAGCUCUUACCGGAACUGCCAUGGGGCACUCAUCCAGUGGAUUGAGGAGACCACAGCCCAGCAGGAACGGAUGAAGCCUGGGCAAGCAGAAGAUAGCAGGGCCCUCUCUGAGCAGUUGAGCCAGCAGAUGGCCCUGUUUGCUGAAAUAGAGGGAAAUCAAACCAAACUGGACCAGUGUCAGAAACUCUCUCAGCAAUACUCAGCUGCUGUAAAGGACUAUGAAUUGCAGCUUAUGACCUACCGUGCUUUUGUGGAAUCGCAGCAGAAGUCUCCUGUGAAACGCCGGCGCAUGCUUUCCUCUUCGGAUGCCAUCACGCAGGAGUUUAUGGAUUUACGGACCCGCUACACAGCCCUGGUCACCUUGACUACACAGCAUGUAAAGUACAUCAGUGAUGCUCUCCGGCGGCUGGAAGAGGAAGAAAAAGUGGUAGAGGAGGAAAAGCAGGAGCAUGUGGAUAAAGUAAAAGAACUCCUGGGAUGGGUCACGAGUUUCAGGCAGAACGCACAGUUCAAAAGUGUCACCCCCAACAGUAAAGAACUGGGAGAUAUUGAGAAGUCCAUUUUAGAGCAGCAGGUCCUAAGUGAGGAACUGGCCGCAAAGAAGGAGCAGGUCUCUGAAGCUGUCAAAACCACCCAGAUCUUCCUUGCAAAGCAUGGUCACAAGCUUUCUGGCCAGGAGAAAGAGCAAAUUGUGACUCAGCUAAAUGCCCUGAAGGAUACUUACGACCACCUGUGUACUGACUCCACAGAGCAGCUCCAGCAGCUUCAGAGCCACAUGGCCCAGGAGACGGCGCAUAAGGGAAUCGAGGUUAUCGCAGGAGUGCUAGACCUUGGCACCAUGGAAGUCCUUCCUGUUUGGGGGGCCAUGCAGAAAGGUCUCAUAGACCAAGAAACAGGCCUGAUUCUCUUGGAGGCUCAGGUGAUCACAGCUGGCCUAGUGGUUCCUGAUACCAACGAAAAGCUCUCUUUGGCUGAGGGCCUGGUGAGAGGCAUCAUAGACAGUAGAACUCAACAGCUGCUCCAAGAACUGCAGGACGUCCUCCAACUAGUAAACAAAACCAACUUAGAAGGAAAGCCAUUUCUUUCUCUAGUGACGAUGAUGGAGGAUGGCACAAUCAGUGAGGGUACUGGGCUGAAAAUCUCAGAAGUUCAGCUUGCCACUGGGGGGUUUAUAGACCCUUCCGGCCAGGGGAGAAUCAGCUUAGAAGAGGCUCUUCAAAGAGGCGUUAUCACCACAAGCUUUCAUGGGAAACUGACAUCACACUUGAGCUCUUGCAAGGAUUUGAUUGAUCCCAAUUCGGCCCAAAAAACUAGCUUGAACGACCUGAUGCGCCAGUGCAUCCUUCACCAGGAGACGGGACUGAGGUUGCUGCCUGUCAAACAACUGGCAGGCGGGAUGGUGAGCUUGAAAUCAGGAAGCAAUGUUAGCAUUUUCCGUGCAGUUCAGGAAGGCUUGAUAGAGAAGCAAGUGACAGUGAGGCUACUGGAAGCCCAGCUCUUUGCUGGUGGCAUUGCAGACCCCAAAAGUGGCCAUCGGUUGACUGUAGAUGAAGCCAUAAGACAUAAUUUGAUUGACCAAGAUCUUGCAUGUGCCCUUCUAGUCCGACAACUUCAGACAGGUGGCAUUAUAGAUACGGUUACAGGAGAGAGGCUCUCGCUCAGUGACGCAGUAAGGAAAGAUUUGGUAGCGUCCAGAAUUGCUGUAGUGAUCCUGGAAUCUCUUUGGUCAUUCAUGGGCAUUCUGUGGCCUGAGUCAGGUGAGAUUCUCCCUGUUGUGGAUGUCUUGAAGCAGGGUAUACUGUCCUCUGAGCUAGCCCAUAAGAUUCUGAGCAGGAGGCAUUGUAUCAAGGCACUUUAUAUCCCUGAAACUAGAGAAAUAUUGCCCUGGAAGAAAGCUGUCGAGCGUGGUAUCCUGGACAGAGAUGCCGCCAAGAAACUGAAAUCAACCUGCCUUCCUGACGUCAUGCCAAAAAUGCCUCUGGCAGACUCCCCAGCUAGAAGCAAAAGAAGCAACCUUCCCUCAGGCAGCCCAACAGAUCAUGGGGACCAAAGUGAGCUUCCCCUAAGAACCAAUGAAGAAAGGAUAUUGUUUUAUUUGAUGACCCACAGUUAUGUCAACGUUCACAAUGGCCAGAAAUUGCUUCUAGUAGAUGAGGAGUUGGUCAACUUUUCUGAAAUGCUUAUGCCAUUCCAGGAUAAUGGUUGGGACACUCACCUCUUUGAAGCUAGCAAAACCCACCCUCCCAAACUGGAUAUUCAUGAAGAAGAUAAGAGUAUAAAACUGGGAGCCGAAGUCUACAAUGAAUUAGCUUUAAAGGCUCCUGAACCUUGUUUAGGUAUAUCAGAAAAAGGGUCAAACAUUUCUCUACCUAAUGAAAUGGUAGAGAUGGAAGGUGGUGAGGCAAGUGCGAAUGUGAAGAUUCAGGAGAGGGAAGCCAAUGCUGCAGAAGGUUUUAAGAGUGAAAUGGAUGACUCCGAAAGACAGCAAGACCUGAUGACACUCCAGAAUGGUCAUGAAACAGAAUUAUCCAGGCACACAUUUAGAGAGGACUCUGCUUUUGACACACAACCCAGGGACACAGAGAUUGCAAAGGAAGACCCAAAGUUUGCAAUACCAUUAGCAAAAGAAAAUACGGUUUUCAGAGACCAAACAAGAAUCCUUGAAAUGGAAAAAAAUGACAUGGCAAAAGACACUAGUAUGUUCAUGGAUGUUUUGGUGAAGAUGGAGGAAUUGGAAGAUUUGAAAGAGAAAACUGUGGAUAAGGAGGCUCUAGCAACAGACGAAGGAGAUCCUGAAACUGUCAUUUUCUCAAAUGUGGGAAAAGUUGAGAACGGAUCACCAAGAGACCGCCUCAACAGAGCUGAAGGGAAAGGCGGAGAGGAGCAUAUUAAAGAAGAAAAAUCACUUCAUUUCUGUAAAAUUGCGAAUUCUGACUCACCAGGCAUGGGAAGAGAUAGUACUCUGAAGACACUGUUAAUUCAGCUCCAGGAAGGUGGCAUCAUUCAUGAGCAAACUGGAAAGAAGAUGCUUUUGGAUGAAGCCAUUGCCUGCGGUGCUGUGCCUAGCCAUACAGCUGUCAAACUGAUGGGUGCAAUGCAAAUGCUUGGUGGCUUCUUCGACGCAGAGACCUGUGAGUCGUUAACCACGGAAGAGGUCAUCAGUGAAGGGCUGAUGGAUGAGAAGUUGCUGCAGAAGGUGCUGACCUCUGACCAAGCCAUCAGUGGUGUCAUAGAACCGCUCUCCAAAACCCUUUACUCUGUCAAGGAGGCAUCUGAGGUGGGUCUCUUGGAUAAGGAAACGGCCGCAAGGAUUCUGGAAGGCCAGGUGGUUACUGGCGGCAUCGUCGACUUCAAGCGUGGCAAGAAAAUCUCUGUCACGUUGGCUUCCAACCUUGGCCUGAUAGAGCCCUCCAGUCAAGAAGACCUUAUAAACCUCGAGAAAGCAUCUAAGGGGAAAAGUGCUGCAGAGGCAACCCAAGAGAAGCUAAUAGCUUUGCAGUUUGAAAUAGGUGGCAUCUUUGAUCCUCAAACAAAAAAACCUUUGACAGUCACCCAGGCAGUAGAAAAAAUGCUCCUGGGUAAGGAAAAGGCUUUGCAGCUUUUGACCAAGCAAAUAGCUGAUGGAGGAAUUCUUCACCACAAGACUGGCAUGAGGCUUUCAAUAAAGGAUGCUAUGGAACAUGGAUUAAUUGGCCAGGGCUACUAUGAAGAACUCACCAAGGCAGAAAGUGUCUGUCUGCACCAGUAUACUCAUCCAGAAAUGAAGAACUGGGUGUCCUCAUCUGAGGCCGUAACCCUGGGAUUAAUCAGCCCAGAUUUUCAAAGCAAAGUUCAAGAAAUACAAGCUGCAACUGGGAGUGUAUUUGACCCCAUUUCCCAUCAGAAAAUUACUUUAACUGAAGCUGUGAAGGAAGGAUUGUUGCCCAAAUCAGUUAUGGAGAAAGCAGUGCAGUCUUCCGAAAUGAAGCAGGCAAUCAUUCAUCCAGACAGCUGUCGAUUGGUCCCCUAUUCACAGUUGUUUAGGGAGAGUAAAAUUGACAUUGAAUCAGGGCAGAGAUAUUUGGAGGUGGUUCCCUUUCAAGAACUGAAAGACGAAGCAACUGGGGACAUAAUUCCAUGUGCUCAGGCGGUGAAGCUCGGCAAGGUAGACCCCACGCUUGCCUUGAGAUUGUUGCAGGCUCAAGCAGAUGCAGGUGGCAUCAUGGACAUUUUUACCGGCCAGAGGUUAUCUCUGGCAUCUGCUCUGGAACAAGGUGUGGUGGAUGAAGAUAUGGCUAUAGCCAUUGCAGCAAAUCAGCUGUUGGCUGGAGGGAUAGUCGAUGCUGAAAGUGGAGGCAGAGUAGCGUUAGAGGUGGCUGUUGAGAAGGGCUUUGUCAGCAAAAACGUAGCUAGUGCAGUUCAAGAAAUUGUGCAGAUCACCCAUGAUAAACCUGGGCAUGGAGACGUAGAUGAAGGCGACCAUUACCAGAUGUUGAUGCAAAAUGGUACUUCGAAGAUGGAAGCUUUGGCUGCAUGUGAUGAUGUUGCAAAGAGUGACGAUGAAAAACAGAGAGUUGGAGGUGAAGCAGUGCACUCUCCCAUGAGUGAAGAUGCCCUAAAGGAUUCUUUGAAAGGAACUCAUGAGGCAUCAAGAGAGAUGGACGAACCUCCAUCAUUUCCCCUCCCUUUUACUUCAGCUGUAGACAGUUUAACUAGUCAGCUUUUAGGAGAAAGCGAGCCAGCCACAGAACUUUCCUUAAUGUUAGAUCCAGAUGCCGCAAGGAUAAGGACCCAGAAAAAAAAUAUUAGGAGGAAAGGGAGGUUGAAGGGGAAAGAAUCCCAGCAAGGGGAGAUAGAAAAGCAAGCAGAAGGCGAGAGAGAGAGAGAAAAGGAACUGGAAAGAAUUGUGUCUCUAGAGAAGUCUGUAAUGGAUGGAAUGAGAAACAUGACGAUUAAUGGGGGUCAGGAACAAAGAGAGGAAGCAUUUGUAGGAGACAGUGGUGGUCAGAGAGGCAGCAAUACUGCCCAGGGGUGUGUGCUGCUAGAAUCCCUGGAUGUGUUGGGAUCUAUGGAACUCAGUUCUGGAGCUCACAGAGGGGAAGGAAAAGCUUGUAUGAAUAGGGACAGACUGAUCACUGUUGCAAAGUCCAAGAAGGAGACCUCAGCCAAAGUACCACUUGCAGAUUCUAAGAUUGAACAACUGAGCCCAAGAUCUGAAGCACUGGGUACUCCCGUUCUUACUCCUUCAGAAAUUGACCUUAAAACCACCAAAAAGAAGAAAGUGAAAAAGGACAGAAAGCAGGCUUCCAUCCCAACAGAACCAAUGAGGUUCUGCGUGUCUUCCCAAGAGAAACAACCCCUUCCUAUUCCAGAUUCCAAGGAAACGUUGAGGAGAAUGAUCAAAGAGCCAUCGAUCUCUGAGAUGCAGAAACCCAUCAGGGAGAAUUCGUUUGGAAGGGGGAUGCGAAGUCUGGUCACGCAGGAACAACUUGAGGCUCAUGAAAAGGAUGUUAAACCGGCAUUUGAAAGAGAAAAAAUGUCGGUUGAAGAAAAAGGGGACAUCAGAGAUACUCAGGAAGUGAACAUUCCUCUAAAGACAGGCGCACUCAGGGAAUUAGCCCAACAAGGUACUAAAACUGAUCACGAAUCCUUGUUGGUAGCAGUUGAUGCUCUUGAAAAAAGACCAUCUCGAGGAAAAGACAAAGAACCACUUAUACUGGAAGAAGAUCAGAUACCCAGAGCACUUGCCAUGGGAGGUGCAGAAUCUCCUGAGACAAGGACACAAGCCCUGCAAGACAGAGUAAUCCCUGAGGACAAGUUGAAUUCUUGUCCUUCUGUUCCAUCACUCAUGCACGUACGUACAACCCAAGAGAUAACCAGCGAAGAUGGAAGCUGUGACAUUCAAGGGCUGAGCAUGGCUGUUGGCGAGGCAGAAGAGACACAGCAGAUGUACCCUGAUGGAGGCCAGUUGUCUGGGCUGAUGACAGAGAUGCCUCAAGAGGGAGAGCUUCCAAGAGGCAAGAAGGAUACUUCUGAAAAGUUAGAUGUGCAAGAGAAUGCAGACCUGAAAUUGACCGAAGAGAAUGAGAAUGCUAGUGACCUACCCAGCAUGGAUGGAGGAGUGGAAGAGAGACGGCGAGAUGCCUCCAAGCAGCUCUCCAAACCUGCUAAGCCUCUUUGCAGUAAACAACUUUGCCUGGACUGUGAUGAGAAACUGGUAGCAUUCCUGUCCAGGGUGCGCAAUAUUGAGCUGCAAAUCCAGCAAGGUCAGCUUGCAGAGAGGAGUUUAGCAGCACAGCACAACUUGCUGCAUCAGGCUGUGGCCUUGGACACAGAGCUGAAGAGCCUGUCAGCUCCAGUGAAUCAGGAGCUGGAAGCAGCGAAAGGGAUUGUGUCCAAUCCUCCCCUAGAGGUCCCUGCGCAACUGUUGAGAGCUUUGGAGAAAGAUGCCAAGAACCUUCAGAAGUUUUUUGGCUCUGUCAGUGAGGUCUCGGCCUCUUGGCUGCUAAACCUUCGCACUGCAGCAGAAUCAGAAAAGACCAAAGUUUUAACACAGUGUGAAGAGCUCCGGAGCAGACUGCAGAAGCUGCUCAGCUGGGUGUCUGACACUACCCACUCGCUCAGCCAUCUUGAAUCUCACAUUGCAACUGGUGCCAACAGCUUGAACUCCAGCCUUCAGGGCUACAAGGAGCUGAAAAAGCCUCUUGCGGACACCAAAGCUCAGCUCGAUGCAGCUGCCAUUGACAUCCAGUUCUUCAUUUCUGAGCAUGCUCAAGACUUGACACCAGAGCAAAGCAGGAAGCUGUUGAGGCUGCUGAAUGAAUUGCAAGGGUCUUUCCGGGACCUUUCAGAACGAGUGGCUGCCCGGGCAGAAGUCCUGCAGGUCUGUCUCCAGCAAGUGGAACAGACAGAUCAGACAUUGCAGGAGCAGCAAGCAAUACGCAGCCAGAAGUUGGAAGAGUUGUGCACCUGGAUGAGUCAGGCUGAGGCCAGCUUGAGGGGUCCGCAGGAAGCAGCCUCAGAAGGGGACCUCCCCAUGCUGCAGCAGAGACAGAGUGAUGUUAAAGACCUGCAGAGGAGCAUGCACAGCCGGGCAGCAUCCUUUGCAAGUGUCUUGAAAACAACAGAGGAGUUCUUGGAAGAGAACAGGAUCAAACUGGAUCCAAGGGAGCUGGUAUCCCUACAAGACAGGCUCCGGGAGGCUAAGGAGAGGUACCAGUCCCUGCAGGAGAGAACAGAGGCGGCCCAGAAGGAGUUGGAGGAAGCUGUGAAGACUGUGGUGCAACAGCAAACAGAGAAGGAUAGAGCAGCCAAAGAUCUGGAAGAAAACCAGAGCAAGAUUGAUUCCCUAUUGCAUUGGAUGGCAUCACUGGAGCAGCCCCAGACACUCAGGGAACAUAAAUUGCACUCUGUAGGGCAAGCAAAUGGUGGGCAUAGAGAAGAAAGAUUCCCGGAUGUUCUCGAUGGCCAGUGGAUGAAGGCAGGCAGAGCUGAAGAGGAUCUCAGUGAGCACUAUGAGAGCUUGAAGGUCCGCCACCAACAACUCCUUUCUCAGCAGCAAGAUGUUAUUCUGGCCACUCAGUCAGCCCAAGCCUUCCUGGACAAGCAAGGGCAAAAUCUGACACCAGAGGAGAAGCAGAGGCUCCAGGGGAGGCUGGGGGAGCUGAGGAGCCAGUACACUGCAGCCUUGUCGCAGUCAGAGACACAGCUGAAGCAAGCGCAGGCACUCCAGGACGAGCUGCAGAAAUUUCUGCGGGACAGUGUGGAGUUUGAGGCCUGGCUGGAACAGGCAGAGCAAGAGCUGGAGAAGAUGUGUAGGGGGGAUGGGAGCCUUGAGAGCCUUCCGUCAAUGCUUCGCUGGCAGAGCGGCUUCUCAGAAGAUGUGAUCUCUCACAAGGGGGAUCUGCGCUUUGUUACCAUGUCAGGGCAGAAAGUGCUGGAUGCAGAGAAGACGGCGGUGGCUACGGCCAGUGGGCCUCCGGGGCCAGAAGUUUUAGCCACUGGAAAACUUGUUAAGAACAAGUUGGACGAUGCCACCAAGAGAUACAGCACUCUGCACUCCAAGUGCACUGCGCUGGGUUCCCAUCUGAACAGGCUGCUGGAUCGCUCUAAGCAAUUUCAGGAUGUAUCAGAAUCUCUCCGGACGUGGCUGCGAGAGAGUGAAGAGGCCGUGUCGAGCCUUCUUUCAGAGUCCAUUUCCUCUGAUCCGGCAGUUCUGCAGAAGCAACUAGCUAGUGCCAAAUGCCUCCAGGAAGACCUUGCAGAGCACCAGGUGCCCGUGAAGCAGCUUGAGAAGGCAGCGCGUUCUCUCUUGGAGAUACAAGAAGCUCCCACGCCUGACCACGAAGUCGUUAAAGAAACUGCUGAUUCUAUCGUGAGUCGUUUCCAGAGUCUUUCCUGCCGGAUGGCCGAACGCUCAGAUCUGUUGCAAAAGUCCAUUGCCCAGUCUCAGAGCGUCCAAGAGGGGCUGGAGACCCUCCUUCAGUCCAUGUCAGAUAUCGAAAGGAGCCUCCAAAGGAACGACGUGGCUUCUUUCUCCUCCUCCUCCAUCCAGGAGUCCCUUGCCACAAACAUGAAGCUGAAGCAGGACAUCGCCAGGCAAAGAAGCAGUCUGGAAGCCACACAGGAGAUGCUGGCCCGGUUUGCAGCAACAUCCGACAGCAGCACGGCAGCAGCUCUGCAGGCCAAGCUGGCGGAGGUGACAGAACACUUUGACAGCCUGCGGCGGCAGCAACAGGAGAAAGAGGAUGCACUGAAGGAUCUCCUCCCCAAGGUGGAGCAGUACGAGCAGCUCUCGGAGAAUCUACGGCAGUUCAUGGAGAGCAGGAGCCGCCUGCUGGCCUCAGGAAACCAGCCGGAUCACGAUAUCGCUCACUUCUCCCAACAGAUGCAGGAACUGAAUUCCGAGAUGAUGCAGCACCAUGAAAACCUGGAGACAUUGGAACGUGUGACUGCGGAGCUGAGCUCUUGUGGGUUUGCGGUAGCAGGCUCUCCCCAGCACCAGGAGAAGGUGCGCAGUUUGCGGAGAGAUUUCCUGCAGCUUCAGAAAGUGGCGAAGGAGAGAGAGAAAGGCGCCUCAUCCUGCCAGGAACAGUUGGAUGAGUUCCGGAAGUGGGUUGGAUCCAUCCGGAAGUGGCUGAAAGAAACGGAAAGGAACAUCCCAGCCACUGAAACCUCUUUGGGCACCCAUGAGUUGGAGAAGCGGCAGCAGCAAGUUGAGUGCCUCUUGGACGAAUGGACGGAAAAGGGAGGUCUUGUGAAGGAUAUCAGCUCCAGAGGGACGGCCUUAGAGAACUUGAUAAUUGAGAUUACAGCUCCUGACGCCCAAUCCAAAACAGGUUCUGUGGUGCCCACCGCAGGAAGUUCUGUAGGCAGUGUAAAUGGAUAUCACACCUGCAAAGAUUUGACAGAAAUCCAGUGUGACGUGUCUGAUGUGAACCAGCUCUACGAAGGGGUUGGCGCCACUUUACGAGAGUGCCAAGAAGAGCUGUCGGCCAUGUUGGCGAAGAUGAGGGAUGCCCAAGAGGAGGCGAACUCGGUGCUGAAGUGGCUGGGGUCAAAGGAGCAGGCCUUCUCGGCCCUUGAAGCGUCCACCUCACCCACAAAGUCGGAGACGAUGAGAGCUCAGGCGGAGCAUAACAAAGCAUUUCUGGCUGAGUUGGAGCAGAAUUCUGAGAAAGUUCAGAAGGCAAAAGAAUCUCUCUCUGGACUCCUGGAGAAAUAUCCCGAAUCCCCAGAAGCUGGAACCUGGAAAAGGAUGCAGGAAGACCUAAAUUCCAGGUGGGCACACGUCAACCAGGUGAUGGUGGAACGGCAGGAGAAGCUGGAAAAGUCGGCCAGUGAGCUAGAAAGCUUCCAGGUGGCAGAAGGCCAGUUGCGCCCCUGGUUGAUGGAGAAGGAGCUCAUGAUGAGUGUUUUGGGGCCACUCUCUAUUGAUCCCAACAUGCUGAAUGCCCAGAAACAACAGGUUCAGUUCAUGCUAAAGGAAUUUGAAGCUCGUAAACCCCAGUACGAUCAGCUGAAUAAGGCCGCCCAAGGAAUCCUUAUCAGCCCUGGCGAAGCGUCUCCAUCCACUGACCGCAUGUGGGAGGAUCACCAGGCCAUCAACCAGAAGUGGACGGAGCUCACGGAACGGCUCAACUCUCGUUCCAGCCAAAUCAACCAGGCCAUUGUCAAGAGCACCCAAUACCAAGAACUGCUUCAGGGGUUGUCUGAAAAGGUGAAGGCUGCCGGGCAGCGCGUGAGCAGCCAGUCUGCCAUUAGCACACAGCCAGAGGCUGUGAAGCAGCAGCUGGAAGAAAUGAGUGAGAUCCGGUCUGACCUGGGGCAGUUGGAGAAUGAGAUCACCGAAGCUCAGGUGCUGUGCGAGGAACUGUCUGUUCUCAUUGGAGAAGAGUACCUAAAGGAGGAGUUAAAGAAGCGCUUGGAGACCGUGGCCCUCCCUCUCAAAGGCUUGGAGGACUUGGCAGGGGACCGAAUGAACCGGCUGCAGACGGCACUUGCAAGCUCUCAGCAAUUCCAGCAGAUGUUUGAUGAACUCCAUGCAUGGCUGGAGGACAAACUGAGGCAGCAGGCGCAGAGCAGCCCAAUCUCGGCCAAACUGGAGAGGCUGCAGUCUCAGAUCCAAGAACAGGAAGACUUCCAGAAGAGCCUCAAUCAACACAGUGGUUCCUACGAAAUGAUUGUGGUGGAAGGUGAAUCUUUGCUGCUUUCCGUUCAACCUGGGGAGGAGAAAGCCAAUUUGCAAAGCCAGUUAGUGAACUUGAAAGCAACCUGGGAGGAGCUUAGCAAACAAAUCGCCAGCCGGCACGCUAAACUCAAAGACUGCUUGCAGAAGGCUCAAAAAUACCAGCGUCACGUGGAAGACCUUUUCCCAUGGGUGGAGGACUGUAGGGCAAAGAUGUCUGAGUUAGAGGUCACCCUGGAUCUAGUGCAGCUAGAAGCCGCUCUCCUGAGGUCAAAAGCUCUGCUGGGUGACGUAGAGAAACGGCGCUCCCUUUUGGAGAUGCUGAACAGCGCAGCUGACAUUCUCAUCAACGCAUCGCAAAUGGACGAAGAUGAUGUUCGGGAUGAGAAAGCGAGGAUCAACCAGAAGAUGGAUGCCAUUACGGAAGAGCUCCAUGCAAAGACAGAGUCCCUUGAAGAAAUGUCACAAAGGCUUAAAGAGUUCCAAGAAAGUUUUAGAAACAUUGAGAAGAAACUGGAAGGGACAAAGCACCAGCUGGAAAUCUAUGAGGCUCUAGGACCCCAGGCCUGCAGCAGUAAAAACCUGGAGAAACUCAGAGCCCAACAGGAGGUUUUGCAAGCAUUGGAGCCCCAGGUGGAUUAUCUGAGGAACUUUACUCGAGGUCUGGUAGAAGACGCUCCAGAUGGAUCAGACUCGUCCCAUCUGUUAAGCCAAGCUGAGGUUGCUCAGCAAGACUUCAAAGCUGUCAAGGAAAAAGUCAACGAAUGUUGCCUACUGAUGGAGAGCAAGCUUGAAGGGAUCGGACAGUUUAAUAACCAUGUCCGGGAGAUGUUCUCUCAGCUGGCUGAUCUCGACGAUGAGUUAGACAGCAUGGGCCCCAUUGGGAGAGACAUAGAUAGCCUCCAGUCCCAAGCAGAAGAUGUCCAUGAAUUCUUGGCCAAACUGCAAAGACUGAAGAUAGACAUUCAGGCUUCUGAAGAGAAAUGUAGGCAGAUGUUGGAGGAUGAAGGGAGCCCUGAUUUGAUAGGGCUGAAACGUGAGCUGGAGACCUUAAAUAAGCAGUGUGGCAAGUUGACCGAACGGGGUAGGACUCGCCUGGAGCAGGUGGAAAUGACGUUGGCUCGUGUCAAAGACUUCUAUAACAAACUGAAGGAGUUGAACCACAUGACGGCGACUGCAGAAGAGAAUGAAGCAUUGCAGUGGGUGGUCGGGACAGAAGUGGAGGUGAUCAAACUGCAGCUUGAGGAUUUCAAGACGUUCCAGAAGGAGCAAGUCGAUCCCCUUCAGCUCAGGCUGCAGCAAGUCAACGGGAUCGGGCAGGGACUGAUCCAGAGCGCAGGAAAGAAUUGUGACGUUCAAGGCUUGGAACAUGACAUGGAAGACAUCAAUGCCCGCUGGAACACCCUCAACAAGAAGGUGGCCCAGAGAAUUGCCCAACUGCAGGAAGCCCUGUUGCAUUGUGGGAAAUUCCAAGAUGCCUUGGAGCCUUUGCUCAGCUGGCUCACGGACACCGAGGAGCUCAUCUCCAAUCAGAAGCCUCCAUCAGCAGAAUACAAAGUGGUGAAGGCCCAGAUCCAGGAGCAGAAGCUGCUCCAGCGUCUCCUGGAUGAUCGGAAAGCUACUGUUGAGAUGAUUCAAGCAGAGGGUGGAAGAAUAGCACAGUCAGCCGAACCAGUGGACAGGGAGAAAAUAGUUGGACAGUUGGAGAGUCUGGGAAGCCGCUGGACUGGCCUCCUCAGCAAGGCCUUGGCCAGGCAAAAUCAGUUGGAGGAGAUCCUGGUUUUGGCCAAGCAGUUCCAUGAGACAUCUGAACCCAUCUCUGACUGGCUGACUGUGACAGAAAAGAAGCUAGCCAACUCGGAGCCCAUUGGGACUCAGACAGCCAAAAUCCAACAGCAGAUCACACGGCAUAAGGCACUAGAGGAAGAAAUAGAGAGCCAGGCCGUGGCUGUGGCUCAGGCAGUGAGGACGGGGCAGUCUCUGGCCUCCCUCAGCUGCAGAGCCGAGCAGGUCUCGCUGGCUGACAAACUAGACCUGCUGGAGUCUCGCUAUGAUGAGAUUUGUGACCGGUGUGGCCGGAAGGCUGCCCUUCUCGAUCAGGCCUUGGCUAACGCCCGGCUCUUUGGGGAGGACGAGGUGGAAGUGCUCAACUGGCUAGCGGAGGUUGAGGACAAGCUCAUCUCGGUGUCCAUCAAGGAUUACCAACGGGAUGUUCUGCAGAAGCAGCAUGCCGAGCAGAUGGCCUUGAAUGAUGAGAUCCUGAACCGCAAGAAGAACGUAGAUCAGGCUAUUAAGAAUGGGCAAGCCCUUCUGAAGCAAACCACAGGGGAAGAAGUGCUACUCAUCCAGGAAAAACUGGACGGUAUCAAGACUCGUUACUCAGACAUCACCGCCACCAGCUCCAAGUCUCUUCGCACACUGGAGCAGGCCCGGCAGCUGGCCACCAAGUUCCAGGCCACGCACGAGGAGCUAACCGGCUGGAUGAGUCAAGUGGAGGAGGAGCUGACAUCUGGCGGAGAAUACUCACCCACUGGGGAGCAGAUCCCUCAGUUCCAGCAAAGACAGAAGGAACUAAAGAAGGAAGUGAUGGAACGUAGGCUUAUUCUGGACACUGUGAACGAGGUGAGCCGUGCCCUCCUGGAACUGGUGCCCUGGCGCGCCCGCGAAGGCUUGGAUAAGCUCGUCUCGGACACCAACGAACGGUACAAGCUGAUCAAUGACACUAUCAAGCAAAGAGUGGAGGAAAUAGAUGCCGCAAUACAAAGGUCCCAGCAGUAUGAGCAAGCGGCUGAUGCAGAACUCGCUUGGGUUGCGGAGACAAAGCGGAAGCUGAUGGCGCUCGGUCCAAUUCGCCUGGAACAAGACCAAACUACUGCACAGCUGCAGGUGCAAAAGGCGUUUUCUAUUGACAUAAUUCGGCACAAAGAUUCAGUGGAUGAGCUGUUCAGCCAGCGCAGUGAAAUUUUCAGCACUUGUGGGGAAGAGCAGAAAGCCAUGCUUCAGGAGAAGACAGAGUCUGUCACGAAGCAGUACGAUGAAGUCAGCCACCUCAAUUCAGAGCGCUAUGCCCGCCUGGAGCGGGCCCAAGUCCUGGUGAACCAGUUCUGGGAGACGUACGAAGAGCUCAGCCCUUGGCUGGAGGAGAUGCAAGCUCUGAUUGGGCAGCUGCCCCCGCCAGCUAUUGACUACGAGCGCCUCAAGCAGCAGCAGGAAGACAUGAGGCAAUUAAGGGAGUCGAUUGCUGAGCACAAACCCCACAUAGACAAGCUACUGAAAAUUGGGCCACAGCUGAAGGAAUUAAACCCAGAAGAAGGGGAGAUGGUGCAGGAGAAAUACUCUCUGGCCGAGGCCACAUACUCCCGCAUCAAAGAGGAGGUCCGUCAACGGGCUCUGGCGCUAGAUGAGGCCAUCUCGCAGUCAACGCAGUUCCAUGACAAGAUUGAGCCAAUGCUGGAGACACUGGAGAACCUGUCUUCCCGCCUGCGCAUGCCUCCGCUGAUCCCAGCGGAGGUGGAAAAGAUCCGGGAGUGCAUCAGCGAUAAUAAAAAUGCCACGAUGGAGCUGGAGAAGCUGCAGCCAUCCUUCGAAGCCCUGAAACGCCGUGGGGAGGAAUUGAUUGGGCGAUCCCAAGGAGCUGACAAGGAUCUGGCAGCAAAAGAAAUCCAGGAUAAGUUGGAUCAGAUGGUGUUUUUCUGGGAAGACAUCAAAGCUCGGGCCGAAGAACGUGAAAUCAAAUUCCUGGACGUCCUAGAACUAGCAGAGAAGUUCUGGUAUGACAUGGCUGCCCUCCUGACCACCAUCCGAGACACCCAGGACAUUGUCCAUGACCUGGAGAAUCCUGGAAUUGACCCAUCCAUCAUCAAGCAGCAGGUGGAAGCCGCGGAGACAAUCAAGGAGGAAACAGACGGUUUGCAUGAAGAACUGGAGUUCAUCCGGAUCCUGGGGACCGAUCUGAUUUUUGCCUGUGGCGAGACGGAAAAACCAGAAGUGAAGAAAAGUAUUGAUGAGAUGAAUGGUGCUUGGGAAAACCUGAACAAAACCUGGAAGGAGAGGCUGGAGAGGCUUGAGGAGGCCAUGCAGUCGGCAGUGCAGUAUCAGGAUACUUUGCAGGCUAUGUUUGACUGGCUGGACAACACGGUGAUUAAACUCUGCAACAUGCCACCCGUGGGCACCGACCUCAACACUGUCAAAGAACAGCUGAAUGAGAUGAAGGAAUUUAAAAUGGAAGUUUACCAGCAGCAAAUUGAGAUGGAGAAACUGAAUCAUCAGGGGGAGCUGAUGCUUAAAAAAGCUACCGAUGAGACUGAUCGAGACAUCAUCCGGGAACCGCUGACAGAACUAAAGCAUCUUUGGGAGAACCUGGGUGACAAAAUAGCCCACAGGCAGCACAAGCUGGAAGGUGCAUUGUUGGCCCUUGGCCAGUUUCAGCAUGCAUUAGCCGAACUGGUGGCGUGGCUGACGCACACAGAAGAGCUGCUGGAUGCCCAGAGGCCCAUCAAUGGCGACCCGAAGGUCAUUGAGGUGGAGCUGGCAAAGCACCAUGUGCUGAAAAACGACGUGUUGGCCCACCAAGCCACAGUGGAAACGGUAAACAAAGCAGGAAAUGAGCUCCUGGAAUCCAGUGCGGGAGAUGACGCCAGCAGCCUCCGGAACCGGCUGGAGAUGAUGAAUGCAUGUUGGGAGUCAGUGCUGCAAAAAACAGAAGAGCGAGAACAGCAGUUGCAGAUGACCCUUCAGCAGGCCCAGGGUUUCCAUGGUGAAAUUGAAGACUUCCUCCUAUGGCUCACAAGGAUGGAGAGUCAGCUGUCAGCCUCCAAACCAACAGGUGGGCUGCCGGAAACUGCCCGGGAACAACUGAGUGCCCAUAUGGAGCUCUAUGCCCAGUUUAAAGCCAAUGAAGAGGUCUACAGCCAGCUGUUGGCGAAGGGGCGGCUGAUGCUUCUGAGUCGGGAUGACUCUGGAUCCGGAUCAAAGACAGAGCAGAGCGUGGCCCUCCUGGAACAGAAGUGGGGCCUCAUCAGUACCAAGAUGGAAGAGAGAAAGUCCAAGCUAGAAGAGGCACUCAACUUGGCCACAGAGUUCCAGAACUCCCUCCAGGACUUCAUCAACUGGCUGACUCUUGCCGAGCAGAGCUUGAAUGUGGCUCCUUCGCCCAGCCUUAUCCUCAGCACUGUGCUCUCACAGAUAGAGGAUCACAAGGUCUUUGCGAACGAAGUGAAUGCGCACCGGGACCAGAUUAUCGGUUUGGAUCAAACUGGGAACCAGCUGAAAUUCCUGAGUCAGAAACAGGACGUGGUCUUGAUCAAGAAUCUCCUAGUCAGUGUCCAGUCACGCUGGGAGAAGGUCGUCCAGCGUUCAGUCGAAAGGGGACGGGCUCUGGAUGAUGCACGGAAGCGGGCAAAACAGUUCCAUGAAGCUUGGAAGAAGCUGGUUGACUGGUUGGAAGAUGCAGAAAAUCAUCUGGACUCUGAGCUGGAAAUUUCCAAUGAUCCUGACAAAAUCAAGUUGCAGCUGUCUAAGCACAAGGAGUUCCAAAAAACACUAGGUAGCAAACAGCCUGUUUAUGACACCACCAUUCGAACAGGAAGAGCACUGAAAGAGAAAGCUCAGUUUCCAGAUGACACCCAAAGCCUGGAUCAUCUUCUUGGGGAGGUCCGAGACAAAUGGGACACAGUGUGCGGCAAAUCUGUGGAAAGGCAACACAAACUGGAAGAGGCAUUGCUUUUCUCUGGCCAGUUCAUGGAUGCAUUGCAAGCAUUGGUCGAUUGGCUGUACAAGGUAGAGCCACAGCUGGCUGAAGACCAGCCAGUGCACGGAGACCUGGAUCUGGUCAUGAACCUAAUGGAUGCCCACAAGGUGUUCCAAAAGGAGCUCGGCAAGCGAACAGGCACUGUUCAGGUGCUCAAACGCUCUGGCCGGGAGCUGAUCGAGAACAGCCGUGACGACACCACGUGGGUGAAAGUGCAGUUGCAGGAGCUGAGCAACCGCUGGGACACUGUCUGCAAAAUGUCUGUCUUGAAGCAAACCCGGCUGGAGCAGGCCUUGAAGCAGGCUGAGGAGUUCCGGACUGCUGUUCACAUGCUGCUGGAGUGGCUCUCCGAAGCCGAGCAGACCCUCCGCUUCCGGGGGGCUUUGCCUGAUGAUGCCGAAGCCCUGCAGUCCCUCAUUGAUGUGCACAAGGAGUUCAUGAAGAAAGUUGAAGAGAAAAGGCUAGAUGUGAACUCCUCCGUGGCAAUGGGGGAGGUCAUCUUGGCUGUGUGUCACCCAGACUGCGUCACCACCAUCAAACACUGGAUUACCAUCAUCCGUGCACGGUUUGAAGAGGUUCUUACAUGGGCAAAGCAGCAUCAGCAGCGCCUCGAGGCAGCCCUCUCGGAGUUGGUGGCCAACGCGGAGCUUCUGGAGGAGCUCUUGGCGUGGAUCCAAUGGGCCGAGACCACGCUAAUCCAGCGGGAUCAGGACCCGAUGCCGCAGAACAUUGAGCAGGUCAAAGCCCUCAUUGUUGAGCACCAGUCUUUCAUGGAAGAAAUGACCCGAAAGCAGCCAGACGUGGACCGGGUUACAAAGACAUACAAGAGGAAAGCCACUGAGCCAACGCACGGGCCUUUCACUGAGAAAUCCCGAAGCAAUCGAAAGUCCUUGAACCAGACUGCUCCUCCUCCCAUGCCCAUCCUCUCCCAAUCGGAAGCGAAGAACCCACGGAUCAACCAGCUGUCGGCCCGCUGGCAGCAGGUGUGGCUGCUCGCCCUGGAGCGCCAGCGCAAACUCAACGAUGCCCUGGACAGACUGGAAGAGCUGAAAGAGUUUGCAAACUUUGACUUUGAUGUCUGGCGGAAGAAGUACAUGCGCUGGAUGAACCACAAGAAGUCGCGUGUCAUGGACUUUUUCCGACGGAUCGACAAAGAUCAGGAUGGGAAAAUCACCCGGCAGGAGUUCAUCGAUGGGAUCCUCGCAUCUAAAUUCCCCACAACUAAGUUAGAGAUGACUGCUGUAGCCGACAUCUUUGACCGUGAUGGGGACGGCUACAUUGACUACUAUGAAUUCGUAGCCGCUCUGCACCCCAACAAGGAUGCUUACCGGCCAACAACAGACGCAGACAAAAUCGAGGAUGAGGUUACAAGGCAGGUGGCCCAGUGCAAAUGUGCUAAGAGGUUCCAAGUGGAGCAGAUUGGAGAGAACAAGUACAGGUUCUUCCUCGGCAACCAGUUUGGUGAUUCACAGCAGCUGCGGCUGGUCCGUAUUCUGCGCAGUACAGUCAUGGUUCGUGUCGGUGGAGGAUGGAUGGCCCUGGAUGAAUUUUUAGUGAAGAAUGAUCCUUGCAGAGCACGUGGAAGAACUAACCUCGAACUUCGAGAGAAAUUCAUUCUCCCAGAGGGAGCUUCUCAGGGAAUGGCGCCAUUCCGCUCCAGGGGUCGCAGGUCCAAGCCUUCCUCUCGGGCAGCUUCCCCAACACGAUCCAGUUCUAGCGCCAGCCAGAGCAAUCACAGCUGCGCUUCUAUGCCCUCCUCCCCAGCCACGCCUGCCAGCGGGACAAAGACUCUGCAUCACUUCACUCGCUGUUAUGACAAACCCUGGUUGGUAAACAGCAAGGCAGGCACCCCUUUGAGGGUCUCCGAUACUGCCGACCUGCACCUGUCUGCUUCCGAGGCCACCCCAUCUUCAAGCAGUAAACUGAAGCGACCCACUUUCCACUCAAGCAGAACUUCCCUUGCUGGCGAUACCAGCAACAGCUCCUCACCAGCUUCUUCCGGGGCCAAAACCAACCGAGCAGAUCCUAAGAAAACCACCAGUCGCCCUACAAGCCGGGCUGGAAGCCGUGCAGGCAGCAGAGCCAGCAGCCGCCGGGGCAGCGAUGCCUCCGAUUUUGACCUUCUGGAAACGCAGUCGGCUUGCUCAGACACUUCAGAGAGCAGCGCAACGGGCGGGCAGAGCAGUUCCCGACGGGGAAUGGCAAAGCCUUCCAAAAUCCCAACCAUGUCCAAGAAAACAUCCACUGCCACCCCCAAAACUCCAGGCCCCAAGAGAUAAUACUCCAUUCUCACAUGCCCACCUCUAUACACACACACACACACACAAAACCCUGUGUCCGGUUUUUAAUCCUGCUUCAUACAUUGGAUGUAUAUUUAUUCUACACGGGAGAAAUUAUAUUGUUAAAAGUGUAAAAGAAUAAUUGUGUUAUGAAGCUGCCUUAUUUUGUUCUGUUUAUUUUUUUUUUCUUUGUAAGUUACUAUUUUCAUGUGAAUAUUUAUGUAGAUAAAACUUGCCUUCUGGUGACCUUCUUUGCGUUGGGGGGCCCAGGAAAGCAAAUUGAAAUGUGGAAGAGAAUACAAGCAAGCAAAAAAGGUCAUGAUGUGAAAAUGUAAGAAAAAAAAGAAGCAAAAAAAAAUUAUAAAUAGGAUUUCUGUGCAGUGCAGGAGCCAAUCCUGCUUUAUCUUUUAGGAUUGUUUCCUAAAUGCAUCUUUAUAAAAACUUAACUUGCUGUCUCAGCAAGGUUAAAAUAUAUUUAAAAGCAACACCUGAAUAUCCAGCAGUGUUUAAGGAACUCUUUCUUUCCUCUUCUUUUUCUUUCUUUUAUUAUUAUUUUUUUCUUUUUUUGUAAAUCAUGGAUACCUCAAUAAGAGAGAAAUGUGAGGUGUUGGGAAUCUGGAACUUCUGUUUCCAAUUUUUAAUAGAAAUCAUUGUGGGUGGUUUUUACCUGAAGGUCAGUGGAGUGAGUUUGAAUAAAGAAGUAAAAUUUUGCACAUGCUUCAUACAGUAAAGAAGCUCACUAAAAAGUGCUGCAUUCUAGCAAAACAAAAGUACUGUCCGCAGUUGAGCUUUUUAAAGAACAACUAAUCUUACGUUUUCAGGGGGCUGCACUUACCGCUGUCCAGAAACAUCACCCUGGUGUGGGAAAUCGGGGGGGGUUGGGGACGCAAGAUGACAUUUUUAAUAUGGGGACAAAAAGGGGAGCUACUGUGCCUCGUUCUCCAGUCUCAUCACUGUAAAAGACUGACCACUUUUUAAGUUCAAGAACUGCUAUUUAACUGCAUCAAUUUCCUAUUUAUUGUCUCAACUGGUAAAUUCCACACCGGACCAGACUGACGUUUGCGGGUUCUCCACUCCCGAGGAGAAAAGCUGGCUUCCACACGCACCGUAGCUUGUUCUGGGAAAUGUUUCAGAGUCUAUCACCAGCAGCCCACUUGCUAGCAAGCCCCGUCUUGCUUUUUGUAUGCUCAUUUUUUUCCUUUGUAGAGGAAGUUUAAAAAAAAAAAAGCUGAUCAUGUGACCAUACAUGAGGGAGGGGAAGGGAGUGGGGGGGGGCUCUCUGGUCUUCCUGUAUUAUUAACUUUUUGCUCUUGGCCCACUCUGACCACAUUGCUGUGUGAUUCUCUCAGUUGGUUAAAUUGAGCCAGAACUCUGAAGCUCUACCAAUGAAUUGUUAAAAAACAAAAAAAGAGGGGAGACACUUUUUGUAUUAAAAUUGCUUGCAGUAAUAAUAAAAGGACCCUGGCCUCUUA